AUGCAACAUCGAGCAAGACUUGACAUGGCCUCAUAUCGUCCAACAGCGGAGUUCGGUGCAGAUCGCACCCUAAUUAUCGUCCCGGGUAGUAGGCAAGAGCGCCAAUUUCUCCACACAUUCUACGAACAAGGUGCAGGAUGUGUAGGAGGCUAUGUUCCAUCCGAUCUUUGGGAUCGACUCAUUCCGCAACUCGUCCAAAACAGACCCAUGAUUCGACAUGCAGUCGCAGCCGUCAGCGCUACCUGUCUACAACAAUUUUGUCCCCAGUUAGAGGCUAAAGAGCGAAAUGGAAUGGUUGCGCUCCGACAGUAUAACAAAGCCAUUAAAGACUUUCUUGAGUUUACGGCUACAGCCGAGGCCUCGGAAUUCGAGCAUGUACUCGUUGCCUGUGUCUUAUUUACAUGCCUGGAAAUGGUUAAAGGUGACCGAGGCCGGGCAGUAAAUCAUCUAGAGGGCGCGCUACGACUGCUGCAUAAAUAUCAAGCGAGAGUAGGGGAUCGUAUCAUAAAGACCGCGGUCGCCCAAUUACUCAUUCGCCUCAACAGUCAACUACCAUUUCUCGGUCGACCUUUAAUUCCCCUACCCGAGCCCAAACAUCAGCCAGGGGAAGCUAUGCAUUUUAACACGAUCGAGGAGGCCAGGGAGAUGGUUACGCGGAUGCAGCGGCGCGUUACAGAUUUUAAUACAUCGAUAUCAACAGAUGAAAAGGGAGAUUUGAUAGGCGCGGAACUACAAAAAGAAUACGCCAUGAUAUUGCAGAUGUAUGACCAGUGGGAGCCGGCCUUUCAUAGAUUGAUCGUGGAUUCAGCUAAGAAGGCCAAACCUCUCGAUCCUCGGUCCCUCUUAAUUGUCGAUAUUGCAUUCCACACAUGUGCAGUAUAUACAAAGGCGGCCGCAUCUUUAACCGAGACAGCCUAUGAUGCACACAUGUAUCAUUGGGAAGGCAUAGUCAAUGGGGCAGAACAAAUACUCCUUCUCGGCAUGAACGAGAACGUUACUCACUCGCCACUUUCCAAUCUUUUUUCCAUGGAGGCAGAAGUGAUUCCCAUGGCCUGGUGGGCGGCAGCUAGAUGCCGCGAUCCUUUUAUUCAACGCAGAGCCAUAUCCGUUCUAUCGCGCCAUUCCAGAACAGAAGGAUUCUGGAAUGCGAAAGUUUUGCUCAGGGUAGUCGAAAGAGUUCUCGAAUAUGAAGAAGCUCCUCUUGUCUCUCUGCCUAUUGGACAAAGAAUUCCAGCUGAGCACCAACGUGUAUGUCUAGCUUAUGCGGCUCCAAAGGAUGGCGUAUUCAGUAAUCCGGUUCCGGUGUUUAUGAUGACGAAGCCAGAUGGGGUUGAUAAAGCACCAAAGAUAUGGUGGGAAUAUCUAGAAUGGGAAACAAUGGAAGUAAUAUAA
Penicillium angulare is the source of this 1392-nucleotide messenger RNA. Its product is annotated as C6 zinc finger domain protein. The record is from RefSeq and is a predicted model, not a curated record. The transcript has a single exon. NCBI's taxonomy places the organism in Eukaryota, Fungi, Ascomycota, Eurotiomycetes, Eurotiales, Aspergillaceae. Bases 1 to 1392 code for a protein of 463 amino acids.